AUGCAACCAUCGACUUCGUUGUCUUCUAUAGCGUCAAGUAACUCAUCGAUCUAUGGAUCUCGAACGAUACUCGAUGAAGAAGAUUUACCUUCUGCCGCACCUCGAUGUCGAUCAUCAAUUAUAUCUUCAUUAGAUAAUCAUCAGACAAAUCACUCAUCGAAUCGAUCAAUAACCAAAUGUCGUCAUCUAUUUCGCACUUGUUUAUCCUCCACCUCGUCGUCUCUCUCAGCAUUAAUUCAGAAGAAAUUAGCCGAUCAAACCUUUCGAAAACAAUACUUCGCUAAGUUAUGUCGUUAUCAUCGUUUGCUGCUUGUUCUCAACGAUUAUCAUUGUCAAUGUGGCUGUCAAUUUCGAAUGAAAGAAGGUACGUUUGUUCUUCUCUACGAAACCGAAUCAGAUCACCGGUAUAACUUUGUCACUGUCAUCUCGAAUCAACUGGUUUGUUCAAAAGUACCAGCACAGUUUCUAUGUGAUCUUGACACAUUACGUGAACGUGUUCGUUCUAGAGCUUCCUGCCAUAAUGAGCAAAGCUUCGAUUUGUAA
Molecule: messenger RNA, 543 nt
Organism: Adineta ricciae
Lineage: Eukaryota; Metazoa; Rotifera; Eurotatoria; Adinetida; Adinetidae
Source: the annotation of a GenBank genome assembly